AUGACUACAGCAGUCUUCCCUUCUUUAUUCUUCUCUUACGUUGUCUUUCAGAUCCCCACAAAAAGCUUCGCUUUGCAUUUGGCAGAUCUUCUUCGCCUGUGCAUCUGUGACACUCGACUGCAGUAUCCUCGCCUUCUUUUCUUCACCAGCCCCAUUCCAUUGUACGUCGACAGCGUCCCUAACGGGCACAUGUGCGGAAGGGAUUGUUCUAUCUAUCUAUCUAUCUAUCUAUCUAUCUAUCUAUCUAUCUAUCUGGUUUUGUUCAUAUCUAUCUAUCUAUCUUUCUAUCUGGCUGUCUGUCUAUCUAUCUAUCUAUCUUUCUAUCUGUCUGUCUAUCUAUCUAUCUGGCUGUCUGUCUAUCUAUCUAUCUAUCUAUCUAUCUAUCUAUCUGAUUCUGUUCAUAUAUAUCUGAUUCUGUUCAUAUUUAUCUAUCUGAUUCUGUUCAUAUCUAUCUAUCUGAUUCUGUUCAUAUCUAUCUAUCUGAUUCUGUUCAUAUCUAUCUAUCUAUCUAUCUAUCUAUCUAUCUAUCUAUCUAUCUAUCUAUCUAUCUAUCUAUCACAUUUCCUUCAAUUUUUUCUUCUCGACCCGCCACUCCAUUACUUACUGUACACCCCAAAAUAUUUUACUUAUUCCUUUCCCCCUCCUUUAUAUUCUGCUUUAUUCGACUCUACCCCCCUCUCUCUCUCUUUCUCUGAUAGUCCUUACUCUCCACCUUCUCUCCACGGUUUUCUGUCUAUAUCUUUCUUUUUCACUCCCUCUCUUGCUCUCCCUGCUACCCUAACUCUCCUUAUUUUACAUCUCUUCUCUUCUUUCUCACCCGUCUUCCUUUCCCCUUACUUCCCUCUCCCUACAUUCUAUACACUCCUACUCCCGAUUCUCCUCCUCACUUUCAAUCCGUCGCCUACACUGAACUACUCUCGACUUGCUGACUGA
Molecule: messenger RNA, 933 nt
Organism: Acanthosepion pharaonis
Lineage: Eukaryota; Metazoa; Mollusca; Cephalopoda; Sepiida; Sepiidae
Source: the annotation of a GenBank genome assembly